Messenger RNA from Gadus macrocephalus (Pacific cod), 1831 nucleotides. It is a transcript of the gene ovch1, whose product is annotated as ovochymase 1. The transcript is spliced from 13 exons. NCBI's taxonomy places the organism in Eukaryota, Metazoa, Chordata, Actinopteri, Gadiformes, Gadidae. Gene Ontology annotation, biological process: proteolysis. Gene Ontology annotation, molecular function: serine-type endopeptidase activity. The coding region runs from base 104 to 1789 and encodes 561 amino acids. The record is from RefSeq and is a predicted model, not a curated record.
CGCCAGGUGUUUUGACUGAUUAAGAAGUAACGUGUGCACCACUCACGUUGAGGAGGGUUUCAGACGCAGUGUUGUUUUGAGGAACAACUGAACACCGGUCCUGAUGUCUGUCAUUCCUUUAUUUCUCCUCUCACUUACACUGAGGGGAAUUCGCACCGAAGGCAGCAACCACACCAAUCAAACGGAGCAUGAUGAAGAACACUACGCAUUGGCGGGGAUUCGCACCUUCAUCCCCGAGCUGGAGAUCAAGACGAGGAUCAUCGGUGGGAAGGAGGCGUGGGCCCACUCAUGGCCGUGGCAGGUUUCCCUCCGGUACGCCACCAUGCCGGCGUGUGGAGGCGCCAUCAUCGCCCCCUCGUGGGUCAUCACCGCGGCGCACUGUUUUCAGAGGUUUAAGACCGCCUCUUCUUGGAUGGUGAUGGCAGGAAAACAUGACCUGGGGAACCCGAAUGAGGCCUUUCAACAGCUCGUGCGCGUGUCCAGGAUCGUGACCCACCAGGGCUACAGCCGGCGCACCAAGGAGUUUGACGUGGCUCUGCUGAAGCUCCAGACGCCCCUGCGGUACGACGAGCACGUCAGGCCCAUCGAGAUCUGGAUGGACGACCUGCGGCCCGCCCUGAGCUGCUCCACCACCGGCUGGGGCUCCACCCGAGAGAAUGGUCCGCGGGUCAACCGGCUCCAGGAGGUCAACGUGAGUCUACUGCCGCUGGACAAGUGCAACCAGUUCUACCGCGGCCGCAUCCGGCCCACCAUGUUCUGCGCCGGGAGACCGGAGGGGGGCGUCGACGCCUGCCAGGGCGACUCCGGGGGCCCGCUGUCGUGCUUCACGGGGGAGCGGUACCGGCUGGGGGGCUUGGUGAGUUGGGGGGUGGGCUGUGGGCGGGUCCACCGGCCCGGCGUGUACACCAAGCUCCAGGACCACGCCCCCUGGGUCGCCGACGUCAUGAACAGUGAUCGAGUGAUGAUUUAUAGUGAUUCGGAAAGUGUCGGAAAAGGCGGCGGUCUCUCCUGCGGGGAGGCCCAGACUCCUGCCUGUCGCCUGGGCUCCCUCCCCGCCACGCUGGUGGCCGCCGGGGGGGAGGCCCUGGCGGACGGGGGGGGUGAGGUGGGGCCGGGCGGGGUCACGGAGGCCUGCCCCUACUCCUGGCCCUGGCAGGUGAGCCUGCAGUCGGAGGGCCGGCACUACUGCAGCGGGACCCUGAUCCACCGGCGCUGGGUGCUGGCGCCGCACCACUGCAACGCUAAGACGGGGGACAUGGUAGUGCUGGGGGUCCACGACCUGCGCUUCAUGGCGUCCCAGAGCGUGCCCGUGGACGAGGUGUUUGAGCAGGCCCAGGACGGCAGCUUCCCCCCCAGCAACGACCUCGCCCUGAUCCGCCUCAGCGAGCCGGCUCGUUCCGGCAUCCCUGUCUGUCUCCCUGACGACGACAUCGAGGUCGACGACAGCUGGACGUGUGUCACCACCGGCUGGGGACAAACCACAACAUUGGACAAGGUGAGCCCCCACUCGCUGCACCAGGCCACGGUGAGCCUGGUGAACCUCAUCGCCUGCCGGAGCAUCUGGGGGGGGGGCCUCAUCAAAGACACCCAUCUCUGCACCCACCCCGCUGCAGCCAUCCCCUGCAUGGGAGACGCGGGAGCCCCCCUGGUGUGCCAGAAGCACGGGGUGUACUUCCUGUUCGGCCUGGUCACAUGGGGCAGCCGGCGCUGUGACCUCAUCAGGCCGGCUGUGUUCUCCAGCAUCGCAGACGUCCAGCUGUGGAUCAGAGACACCACCGAGGACGUCUGAGUUUUAGAUCUGCGCCUGAAUAAAAACAUUUUAAAACCUUUA